AUGCCCGUUUCGCAGUUCUCCAGUCUCCUAAAAACGCCUAAGGAGCCCAACAAGUCUUCUGGUCCAUUCGCCCCAUCAGGUUCCAUCUGCAAAGCGCACAACAUCUACCAGACUAGACAUGACGCGGUCGGUCUCACGUCAUGGACCAAGCAAUUGCCAGACUACGCUGAGGACCCAGCAGAAGAUCCAGAAUCCCGUCAGUACGCGCUUGUCGUGCGAAACGCCAAGUGUUACAAUGGAACCAAGAGCCUCGAGAUCCAUUCGAUCGUCUUCCAGAGCGAGCCGCUCAAGAAGUUCCUAGCCGAUGUUUUCAAGGGAUAUCCAGGCCACACGCUAGCUCUUGCACGCGUCGAGUUCCACGCCAAUUUCAGGCCCUUUAUCCAUCGCAGCCAAAGCCCACGAGACCUGUUGUAUACCGUUCUGGAAGAAGAGCUUCGUGAUGUGAUCUCCCAGAAGAACGACCUCAUUGCCAACGCCGUCAUUACCUACAACCUGCUCUACGCUAUGUUUGAGCCAGACGAGCCAAUCUACAGUGUCAUUGGUGGCCGUCAGCGCGCUUUCGUCUUCCAGAAGGGUUUCCAUGAUACUCGCAGUAGAAGUUUCGUCAUCACGGGAAAAUACAUUGACUAUGACGGCAAAGCAUUUGGCUUCAUGGAAAACAGCUUCUCAAUCCCUGCCUUUGAAGGAACCACUCCUAUCACUUCGCUAUCCGUACUUCCGUUGAAAUACCACAGUGAUCACGCUACGAUUCGCGAAGAGCUGAUUGCUCGUGGAGCACUGUGGGGGCAGCACAAGGGCUAUCAAUCCAUGCAAUACGAAGGUGUCGCCAACGGCUACUACUAUGAAAAGGAGACAAAGUUCAACGUCAAAGGCCGCAUCGUCAUCGACACGGAGGCAUAUAGCACGUUCAACCCGGACGUAGCGCCCAUUUUCGCUUCGAACACUGUGACCUAUUCCGGUUAUCAGGACGAUCCCUAUGGUGAUGACAUGCAACUGCGCGCAGCCCACAGUAACCGCUUGUACGGCAGAAACAGAAGGGCGCUCAACGAACAGACUCCGUUACCUUCUACCAUAUCUGAUACACUUACUGACGAGCAGCACCUCAUCGCCACCCCCAUUGUUCGUGGCUACUCCCUCAGCAACAAGCAAUGGCUGGAGUUCUACCUCGACGGUGCAAAGGACAUUGUCUGGAACUCGAAGGCUUUUGACUCCUUGGUCCUUCCUCACGCCCAGCAGGAUCUGAAACAGCUGAUCCUCGCCUUUGCAAAUGCGCAAUCCAAAAGCGCAAAGUCUUCGACGACGUUGUGCAGGGCAAGGGCCUUGGUAUCAUCAUGCUUCUCAGUGGCCCGCCUGGAGUUGGGAAGACUCUGACCGCAGAGAGCGUGGCAGAGGUUCUGAAAGUUACCCUUUACGUGCUCAGCGCAGGAGACCUUGGAACACAAGCCCACAUACUCGAGAGUAAGCUCAAAGAUAUUCUCUCUAUCGUUCCCAAGUGGGGCGCAGUUCUUCUUCUCGAUGAGGCGGAUAUAUUUAUGGAGGAGCGCAGUAGUUCUGACUUCCAUCGCAAUGAGCUCGUCUCGAUCUUUUUGAGGUUGCUCGAAUACUAUGAGGGCCUCCUCUUCCUCACCAGCAACCGCGCCGAAAACCUCGAUCCCGCUUUCGAAUCCCGCAUCCACGUCGCGAUUGAAUACCCCGAGCUAAACAUCGCAGCUAGACGACAGAUCUGGGCCCAGUUCCUCAGUGGCAUCGACGUCGAGUCUUUCUCAAGCGAUCAACUUGACUCGUUGGCGGCAAUCACACUCAAUGGGAGACAGAUUAAGAAUGUGGUCAAGACUGCGUAUCUGUUGGCUAGUGAGCAGGAUAGAAAACUUGGGUAUGAUUUGGUCCAGACGGUUUUGAGGGUGAGGGGGUCAGGGCUGGGCUGGUUUGAUGCCAAGUUCAUUCCUGUGGCAAUUUGCUCAGGAAAUUUUGGCUUAGAUAGCAUUGGGAUGGGUUGGGUC
This is a messenger RNA of Aspergillus calidoustus, 2000 nucleotides long. NCBI's taxonomy places the organism in Eukaryota, Fungi, Ascomycota, Eurotiomycetes, Eurotiales, Aspergillaceae. The record is from the annotation of a GenBank genome assembly.